AUGGUUUUUGGAAUCGUAUUCUUAUUAUUUGUGUCGCUUGUGGUUGGUCAUCUAGAAUUGCUCAAAAGGGAUGAGUAUUGUGAAUUCUUGAACUUUGAAGUUUGUCGAAUCAGGGACAAAAUUAGAUACUUUAGUUGCGAAUUACCUUAUAGCGACCUUAAUGAUGAUAAUGAUGAUUAUAUCUAUGAGGAUCACUCUGUUAGUGAGCAAAAAUUUAUCAGAUACAUGUAUCAGUGUAUGUGCAAAUUAGAUCAUGAUUUUUUUCUCAUUUGGAGUGAAUGCAAUAGACAAUGUGGGUUUGACGGAAGCGGUGUUGGCGUGACCCCGGAAGCUAUUCAAAGUACAGUAUGUUCAAUAGCUCUGGGAGCUACUGAGUCUUCAUACAUUGAAGAUUACGUUUCAUCAAUGGAUGCAGAAAUAUCACGAGCUCAGACGGACACAGAGGGAAGUUACCACAUAAGUGAUUGGGGUGCAUACAAUGAUAUAUACAAUAGUACUGAUUAUUCUUCACAAGUUUCUUCAAUUUUGAAGUCUAUAUCAGAUUCAAAAAACAAAAGCGAGUCAACAAAGUCUUCCACAGCUACGACAACAAAGGGGUCUUCUAGUAACAUCGCCGUUACAGUUGGUUGUGGCUCGUUGUUUUCAUUAGCCUUGUUGGCUUUAUUGUGA
Messenger RNA from Lodderomyces parapsilosis, 669 nucleotides. RefSeq names its product Pga42p (gene PGA42). The record is from RefSeq and is a predicted model, not a curated record. The coding region runs from base 1 to 669 and encodes 222 amino acids. The transcript has a single exon. NCBI's taxonomy places the organism in Eukaryota, Fungi, Ascomycota, Pichiomycetes, Serinales, Debaryomycetaceae.